Microstroma glucosiphilum is the source of this 2619-nucleotide messenger RNA. RefSeq lists its product as hypothetical. NCBI's taxonomy places the organism in Eukaryota, Fungi, Basidiomycota, Exobasidiomycetes, Microstromatales, Microstromataceae. Bases 1 to 2619 code for a protein of 872 amino acids. The transcript is spliced from 2 exons. The record is from RefSeq and is a predicted model, not a curated record.
AUGUCAGCUAGACAGACGCCCGAGCCCGAUUCACCGACUGCAAUCAUUGCUGCCAUCACUCGUACCACUACGGGCUACUCGACUGGGCAGUCAGACUCCAAUCGAACAUCGAAUGUGAACGAGACUAGGAAUGUCAGCGAGAAGACUCAGCGUGCAUCCGGAGCCACCACGCCGAGCAUACAGGGGGGAAAUCCGGACCUAGGAGAUACGAGUCAGGCUCUGGAUACUGCGACAGAUAAAAUUAGAGGGUGGGAGGACGUGAAAGAGGCCAUCAUCUUGGCAUGGGAAGACUGUCGCGGCUCCCUGUUCACCAAUUGGAUCCACGUGCCCAUCGGCUGCUUCUGCAUACUCGUGGUUUGCUGGUCUCUGGAUCUCCUCGUCUCCACAAUACCCGGCCUCAGAUUCCCCGGACCGGUCGUUGGCUGUUUAGUCACCUUUGGUCUCUUGCUUCUUCUCGAGGGGCUGUCGCUCAAGUUUCCAAAGACAGCACCAGAGCAGGAUGUGGAAGCAGCUGCGGUAGAAGGAGAGACUGGCUCGCCAAAGAAGGACAACGACAAUCAUGAGGGACGCUUUGUCAGGCCCGUAAUGGCAUUCAUCGGCCCGCCCUCCGAUUUUCUGCUGAGGAAUAUGAGCUUGCUCUUCACUCCUGCCUUCAUCUCCAUUCCUGCCAGGGAGGUAUUGCCUGGACGAGAGGUGGGCAUCAUCGCUGCUUUCUUCUUGCUCACUCAAGUGGUUGGCUUUGUCCUCCCCACUCUGGUGUGCAAGGGAAUGGAUGCUGUCAUCAGAAAGUGGCAAUCUCGUCGCAACUCAUCUGCCACAACAUCGGACAGCGAGAGGGUAGACAGUGCUGACGAUCCGAAAGCAGGUGCAAGCAAAGAUGCUGCCUUCGGCGCCAUUGCGAAUGGCAUGAAGACGGUCACGAGGCUUUCCAUCGCGCCAAUCUCGAUCAGCAUGUCACACAAGCCAACCAAAGAGACGCUCGCUUCCCAAGCGCGUAGUGAGCACGUCGAGCAUGUGCAAAGAGAGCAGGCUCGACAGCAGGGUAUCAUCACCCUCGACAGUGAGCUCGUCAAUAUGCAGUCCCUCAGACGACUACACGAGCGCCAUCAGCACAGACCUCAUUCUCAGCGAUCUCGGUCUCGAACCCGCCCAGUCGUCCACACUCGCUCGAUCAGCGUCUUGCCAUCAUCUAGAAGACCAGUCACCUCGCCAUCAGAGCCUCCUACCAUGGAAAUGAAAGGAACCACCGUGCUACCACCACACGAAUCGCAGACGGCGGCAGCCCAGUCUAUCUUCUCUCCAGACUUCUCGCUGGCACGAAGACCUACCUGGCAUGGAGAGUCGCCAGCUCAAAACCCGGAUCCCGUCUUCCUUUCAAGCAUCGCACCUGAUGAGAUCGAGGUCAUGCCAGUUGCAAACUCUGCACAGGGAGGAGUUGCACCACGUGCAACACCACAGGAGGAGGCGCAGGAUGUCAUCGCAGUCGUCCGAUCUAUGGUCAUGCCUGAGGUUCAGCCUGGAGAGAUUGCGCGUACGGAUCCUUCACCCAUCCUUGCUGAGCGGAAGGCAAGUGCGAUUACCUUCGUUGACGAAUCUACGAAGGGAACUCCAGACACAGCAGAGGCAGAUGGUGCAGCAGAAAGCGAAGAAGAGAAGCCUAUCAGUCCACGGGAGCGUAGACGCUCUCGCCGAGCAUCCGCGAUCAGCAAUGCUGCAGACGGAGAGCCAGAUGCGAUCGAUCGCCUCGCCGAUCGAAUGAUCAAGUACUUCUCACCCAUGGUCUAUCUCAUCGCCUUCUUCGUUGGCCUGCCCCUCUUCUUUGCAUCGGAUCACUCCCUGGUUCUCUUUCUGGCAGUCAAUGUCCUCACCUUCUGGAUUGCUAUCACACUUGUGCCUGCCAAGAUCAGACGCUUCCUCCAUCCGAUUCUGACGACUUCUGCGAUGACGCUCCUCAUCCUCUGGGCACUAGGCGAGAUCAAAGGUCUCUCGCUCAAGCAGACUCUCCUGACGCACUACAACGUCGAUGCCAAGUACGACAAGCUCUUUGCUCCGGCAGGCUACAACGGUCCUGUGCCAGGCGCAGCCGACAUCUUGUCAUCGCUCCUAGACGCCGGCAUACUCGCCCUCUGUGUAGUGCUGUACCGCUACCGCCGCGAUCUGGCCGAGUGCGGGGUGCGUCUAGUCAUCGGCCUGCUCCCUUCGGUCAUCUUUACCCUCUUCCUCUGCCCAGCCCUUGCCUCUCUCAUAACGCUCGAUCAACCGCGCUCCCUCGCCUUUGCAGGGCGCUUCCUCUCCACCCCGCUCGCAAUCGAGCUAGUAGACACACUUGAGGGCGAUGUGAACAUCUGCGUCAUCCUCGUCGUCGUCACGGGGAUCAUCGCCGCUCUACUGAAGGAGCCCUUUUUCAAGCUCAUGGCAGUCGACAUGGACGAUCAUCUCACUGUUGGUUUAGCAAUGGGAAGUACAUCGGGAGCGAUUGGUGCUUCGAGCUUGAUUGCGCGUCCCAGGGUCAUGGCGGUGGCAUCGCUGUCGUUCAUCCUCUUUGGGGCACUCUGUCUACUGCUGGUCGCUAUCCCGCCGGUCACGACGCAAAUGCAGCUGCUCGCGCUGGUGGGGUAA